This is a messenger RNA of Mycena indigotica, 2373 nucleotides long. RefSeq lists its product as uncharacterized. The record is from RefSeq and is a predicted model, not a curated record. Gene Ontology annotation, biological process: protein folding in endoplasmic reticulum. The transcript has 16 exons. Gene Ontology annotation, molecular function: misfolded protein binding; protein-folding chaperone binding; iron ion binding. Bases 1 to 2373 code for a protein of 790 amino acids. NCBI's taxonomy places the organism in Eukaryota, Fungi, Basidiomycota, Agaricomycetes, Agaricales, Mycenaceae. Gene Ontology annotation, cellular component: endoplasmic reticulum.
AUGUUCCUUUCGUCCGUGGCAACCCUUGUCCUCCUUGGCGGCGUUGUCUCUGCGCUACCAUCAGCUCCUGCUCCCCACGCCUGCGCGGCCGCGGUGGCUAAAUUCAAUGCAGAGCGGCGCGCGGCCCGGGGACUCGCCAAGCGCACCUUCUACCCGAAAAUGCUCAACCUGACAUGCGUAUUAUCACCCGAAAGCUCGUUGGCCUCGAGCUAUGUUGCCAAUUCACCUGUCCGUUCUGCACUCAACGUCGACAACUCUCCCGGCGUCGAGCUUAUCGUGGAUGUCGGCGUCAUGGACACGACGACGUGCAAGCCGCUACAAAACGCCAUGGUCGAACUCUGGGGUCCGAAUGCGGUCGGGCAGUACAGCAGCACCUCUCUUCGUGGCGCAACCAGCACCGGCUCCAAUGGCAUCGCCGAGUUCCAGACGAUCUUCCCCGGCGCUCCCGCCGGUGCCGCGAACCACCUCAACAUCCUUGUGCACCAAACGGGCUCGGAAUCCUCGUCUGUUGUCCACGUCGGCCAGCUGUUUUUCUAUGAUUCUUGGAACAAAUUUGUCGGGAUGUACACCAACUACAACAAGAACACCAACCUGCAGAUGCUCAAUGCGGAUGACCCCAACUAUGCGGCGGCCAGCAGGAAUGGCGUGGACCCGAUCAUCGAUACUGAGAGCAUCAACGACGACUGGCCAGAAGCGGGCACGUGGUCCCGGAAUCACACCUCUUCUCCUCCCCCUCAUCGUCCCCACUUGAAGAUGCGCGUCUAUGCGCUCACAUCCUCCGUCCUCGCCCUCCUACUCCGCUCCACGACCGUGCGCGCCGAUUCAGGGACAGGCUUAUACCCGCCCGGCCUACAGCCGCUCAUCACCAGGGCCAACGUCCUUCUGUCAAGCGGGCAGUUCAGCGAGGCGGCGCGGGUGUACUCAGAGGCCAUCGAGCAGUCUCCCGCGGACUACCUGCUUUACUACAAGCGCGGGACAGCGUAUCUCUCACUGGGGCGCCAUGGCUCCGCCCUCGACGAUUUCACCCAUGUCCUGACCCUCACACCGCUUCCGUCGGCCUAUCUGAUGCAGGCCCGCAUCCACACCAAGGAGGGCGAUUUUGCUGCGGCGAAGGCGGCGCUGAAGCUCUACAGUGGUGGCGAGAAGGAGACGCUAGAGCGGGAGGCCCUGUUAGGCGACAUUGCGGAAGGCGAAGCAGCCGCAAAACAAGCCAACCAGGAGCGGUCGGCGCAGCUCUGGAAUGCCUGUGUCGAGAACUCAAGCCGGGCUCUUCGGAUUUCGACUCACAGCUCUUCUGUGCGAAGUUUACGAGUCGAAUGCUCUCUUGGAGCCGGUGACAUCGAGGGUGCCGUUGGUGAUAUGAGCCGUUUGACAUCGCUUCUCCCUGAAUCGCAAACCCAGGAGCUCAAUGCUCUUAUUUUCCGUCUCGCCUUCUUCCUCCUUCCAGCCUCCCCUGUUGCGACCAACGCGCUAAAACAAUGCUUGCACUCAGACCCCGAAUCGCGGCUGUGUAUGCCUCUCCACCGACUGUCCAAGACCCUCGAGCGUGGUUUUGCCCUGCUCGAAGAUCAAACGAAUGCUGGCGACUGGCGUGGAGCGUUGGCAACUCUGAAAGGGACUGGGAAGAAGGGCGACAUAUACCGCAAAUUCCAAGAAGCCGCGACGGAGCAGCUCGCCGCUCAGCAUUUAGCGCUCUUCACGCUUGGGUCGGGCAAGAUCCGGUUGCCGAGUUGGGAAAAGACGUCGCCCAGACGGAGAACGCUUUUGCGAGCUCUCUGCAAGGGGCACACCAACCUGGAGCUGCAUCGAAAGGGCGAAGAAUGGUGUCAGAUGCUGUACAAUAUGGAGGAGGGUGACAAUGAUGCGGACGCGCUGAGAGGUUUGGGCGAGGCGUUAUUGGUUAAAGAGGAGUGGGAGGAUGCGGUUCGGAUGCUGGAGAGAGCUUUCGAGGCCACUGGGCGGUCCGACCGUGAUUUUGGCGGAAGACUGCAAACGGCACAACGACUUUUGAAGCAAAGUAAAGCGAAGGAUUACUACAAGGUCCUCGGUGUUUCUCGCGAUGCGGACCCCAAAACCAUCAAGAAGGCUUUCCGGAACGCGGCCAAAACCGCCCACCCUGACAAGGGUGGCUCUGAACAAAAGAUGGCCGCCCUGAACGAGGCGUAUGAGGUGCUUUCCGACCCAGAAUUGCGACAGCGUUUUGACAACGGGGAGGAUCCAAACGACCCCAUGGCAUCGCAGGGUGGCCACCCGUUCCAGCAGGGCGGGCAUCCGUUUGCGCAGUUCUUCCAGGGCGGCGGGUUCCCGGGGGGCGGGUUCCCAGGCGGCGGUGGAGGAGGCGGCUUCCAAUUCCACUUCAGUCAUGGCCAUUAG